AUGCAUAUGGGCUUGUGUAAUUCACCAGUCAUCAAGGCAAUUUUUCCACAGGAUGGUAAGAUUCAUACAACUGCUGAAACAACCCCAUUCUAUAGAAUGCGGGAGACUUCAAUCGGGGUUCAGUUAGGAGUAAAUGAACACGCCAAGUUUAAUGUCCAGCGGGCUCAGUCUAUUGCGCACGCCGGUUACACCGUUCCAUAUGUCUCAACUUCGGGAGUCCAUACAUCAAGGCUCUCCCUCACAAUGAAUGAAGAUAGUUCCUUAAGAGAUGGCGUAGCCCGUUCUUUAUGUUUUGGUAUGCUGCUGGAGUUUGACAGUGCGAAAAGAAAGUCUUUCCGAGCUUUACUCGAGAUUGAGUCGCAGUCUCGCAAGGAAUUGCCUUUCAAGCUUUGGACAAGCCCAAAGAGAUGGGACUUGUAUUACGACGGUAAAACUGAACUGGGUCAUGUGGACUUCGACACAUAA
Molecule: messenger RNA, 465 nt
Organism: Puccinia triticina
Lineage: Eukaryota; Fungi; Basidiomycota; Pucciniomycetes; Pucciniales; Pucciniaceae
Exons: 5
Coding region: 1-465 (154 amino acids)
Source: RefSeq, a predicted model, not a curated record